GACGAAAACUCGGAUUACACAUAUUUCUGCAGCAUCGUGGACAAUUUAUGUGAAUUUAUAGGUGAGGAGGACAUAAUAGACAUGGAUUGAAUAAAUAAGUGGAACUUGCCGUUAACUUGCACAGGAAGGGUCUUCAGCGUGUACGUUCUACUUUUUUCUUUCGUUUGCUACUCCCAUGUUUCGUACGCUGUGCAACCGCAGAGACAACGGAGAAAUUCACUCGUUUGCAAGGAUAAAGGAGGUUGUGGGCUGCAACAGCGUAAUUCUUGAAUACAAAACAUAUCUUGUGCUGUUUGUUGGUGAUGACGUGGGAAUUACGUGCAGAGAAGGAAGCUGGAUCAGAUUCUACGGGUAUUUGGAAGAUGGUGUUGUUCUUGGCGCUCUUUAUGUGUGUUUGGAUGGCAUGGAUAUAAACCUGGUGGAAAAGGCGGCCUGUUACGUGAAAAAGGCAGAAAAACACCUAUGGAUCACAGAGUGAGCACCAGUGAAAUGUUGGUGUGCACGGCACCGUGUAGAUCAUUGUAUUCGUUGAUUGUGGAUCUUUUGAUGAAAACGGCCGUCUACUGCGCAUCGCAAGCGUAGAAAAUGCGGAAAGAGUUCUGUAUCACCGGUCCAGUAGGCGCGGUUAAAACACCUUGUAGCUUCCCGAUAAUGAUCGCCUUCAGGAAACGGGCAGGUGACUGCAUGCCAAGAACAACCUGAUCGAUUGCUCGCACAACUUUUCACUAAAAGCAUUUUCUUUGCUAUCGCGCAUCAACACGCACAAUGUCGCCCUUCAAACGGUUCUACGGAAUAAACAGUGGCAUAUUUUAAGGGAAUGUGUUGCCAGCCGUGUGAGAGCCGCUUGUUAACGCGCG
Messenger RNA from Vavraia culicis subsp. floridensis, 857 nucleotides. RefSeq lists its product as uncharacterized. The transcript has a single exon. The record is from RefSeq and is a predicted model, not a curated record. The coding region runs from base 176 to 478 and encodes 100 amino acids. Lineage: Eukaryota; Fungi; Microsporidia; Pleistophoridae.